AUGGACGCCGCCGCCAAGGAGGCGCUGAUCCUGGACCUGCACGCGGUGGAGGCCGUGAAGCUGGGCACCUUCGUGCUAAAAUCCGGGAUCACCUCCCCGAUCUACCUGGACCUACGCGUGCUCGUGUCCCACCCGCGGCUGCUCGCCUCCGUCGCGUCCCUCCUCGGCUCCCUCCCCGCCACGCGCCCCUACGACCUCCUCUGCGGCGUCCCCUACACGGCGCUGCCGUUCGCGGCCGCGCUCUCUGUCGCCGCCUCCGUGCCCAUGCUCCUGAGCCGCUACGACACCAAGGGCGUCGAGGGCGCCUUCCGCGCCGGCGGCGGCCAGACCGUGCUCAUCGUCGAGGACCUCGUCACCAGCGGCGCGUCCGUGCUCGAGACCGUGGGCCCGCUCCGCGCCGAGGGGCUCGUGGUCGCCGACGCCGUCGUCGUCAUCGACCGCGAGCAAGGUGGGCGGGAGAACCUCGCCGCCAACGGGGUCGCGCUGCACUCGCUCAUGACCCUCACGGAGAUGCUCGCCGUUCUGGUGAGGCACGGGAGGGUGGGCGAGGAGAAGGUCGCCGAGGUCAAGCGGUUCCUCGACGCCAACAGGAAGGUGGCGGUGCCUGCUGGACCGCCCAAGCCGCCGGCUACUGCUAGGAGGAAGUCGUUUGCGGAGAGGGCAGGGAUGGCCACGAACCCCAUGGGGAGGAAGCUGUUCGAGGUGAUGGAGGCGAAGCAGAGCAACUUGUGCGUUGCGGCGGAUGUUGGGACAGCCAAGGAGCUACUUGAGCUUGCUGACAAGGUUGGCCCAGAGAUUUGUAUGUUGAAAACUCAUGUUGAUAUCUUGUCUGAUUUUACACCAGAUUUUGGGCCCAAGCUUCGCACAAUUGCUGGGAAGCACAACUUUCUGAUCUUUGAAGACCGCAAGUUUGCUGACAUUGGGAACACAGUAAUUAUGCAAUCUGAAGGAGGUAUAUUCCGCAUAUUAGACUGGGCGGAUAUUAUUAAUGCUCAUAUAGUUCCUGGACCUGGGAUUGUAGAUGGUUUGAAGCUGAAGGGUUUGCCUAAAGGAAGGGGCCUACUUUUGCUUGCUGAAAUGAGCUCAGCUGGCAACCUUGCUUAUGGAGACUACACUGCUGCGGCUGUAAAGAUUGCCGAGCAACAUCCUGACUUUGUAAUAGGAUUUAUAUCAGUGAAUCCUGCAUCUUGGUCACUAGCACCAUCGAGCCCAGCGUUUAUCCAUGCCACUCCUGGAGUUCAGAUGGCUGCUGGAGGAGAUGCCCUUGGGCAACAAUAUAACACUCCCUUUUCUUGGUGCAGUGCUGCAAACAAACAUCAACAUAACUUCCGUAUUUCUGGUUUAUUAAAAGAAUAG
Miscanthus lutarioriparius is the source of this 1356-nucleotide messenger RNA. The record is from the annotation of a GenBank genome assembly. Lineage: Eukaryota; Viridiplantae; Streptophyta; Magnoliopsida; Poales; Poaceae.